Messenger RNA from Adelges cooleyi (spruce gall adelgid), 745 nucleotides. RefSeq names its product mitochondrial import inner membrane translocase subunit TIM14-like. The record is from RefSeq and is a predicted model, not a curated record. Bases 174 to 512 code for a protein of 112 amino acids. Gene Ontology annotation, biological process: protein import into mitochondrial matrix. NCBI's taxonomy places the organism in Eukaryota, Metazoa, Arthropoda, Insecta, Hemiptera, Adelgidae. The transcript has 4 exons. Gene Ontology annotation, molecular function: ATPase activator activity. Gene Ontology annotation, cellular component: PAM complex, Tim23 associated import motor.
AAGAGAUAUUAUAUUCAUAGCGCGUUAUACCUAGGUUUUUGAGAAGAAUUUUGUGCUUCAUCGUGGGCUUAUUACAAAAUACAAAGUUGAAAGUUACCAAAUCGUUUUACCGUCUACGUCCGGUUGUCGAAUAACAAAAAAAUAUUAUUUAAUAUUCUUAUAGAAGUUGUGCAAUGGUCAGCGUUGCCGUGGUCGGACUAGGAUUAGCAGUAGUUGGUUUUGCCGGUCGUCAGGUCUUGCGUGCGGCCCCUCAUGUCGCCAAAAAAAUGAGCGACGUACUCAAUACGAUGUCAUUGGAAUCGUCUCUCAGUAAAUACCAUAAAGGUGGAUUCGAGCCUACAAUGUCAAAACGGGAAGCCAGUCUUGUUCUUGACGUGUCGCCUAACGCUCCAAAAAAUAAAAUAAGGGAAGCACACAGACGUAUCAUGUUGAUCAAUCAUCCGGAUAAAGGCGGUUCUCCAUACAUUGCAACCAAAAUCAACGAGGCCAAAGAUCUUUUAGAUAAAAAAUGAAUAACAGCCUUUGACACCUUUGGUUAAGUCAACGUCCAACCGACGUAAUAGUAUAGUGUAAAUAAUGUUGUACAAAUAAUAAUGGCAAAUUCUUCUGUGAUGUUAUCUAAAUUGAUUUUUUUUUUUAAAGUAUCUUUAUAUUAUAAUCUUUAGCUGAUAUUAUUAAUAUUUUGUUUAUACCUAAUCCAUUGUUAAAACUGUUGAAAUAAAAACAAGCACUUUUAUUAUUAACA